Vanessa atalanta (red admiral) is the source of this 1474-nucleotide messenger RNA. Its product is annotated as transmembrane protein 120 homolog. Bases 170 to 1348 code for a protein of 392 amino acids. NCBI's taxonomy places the organism in Eukaryota, Metazoa, Arthropoda, Insecta, Lepidoptera, Nymphalidae. Gene Ontology annotation, cellular component: membrane. The transcript has 9 exons. The record is from RefSeq and is a predicted model, not a curated record.
GUUAGACGUUAAAUUAUUUCAUUUCAUUUUCUCUUGAAGUAAAUGUUCGUGUUUUACCGCACAGUACAGCAAUGAUUAUAUAUCUGCUUGUUUAAUUUUGUUUUAAAUAAAAUAUUUUAAUCAUUUAAAAGUAAUUAUUAUAUUCGUAAAUAAUUGAUAAUAUAUAAAAAUGGAUAUCGGAGAGUGUCUAAAAGAGUGGGAUGAUUUAGUAACUGACUACAAACGAUUAGAGGUUAUAAAUAAAGAUUAUACUACAAAAUUAGAGGAGAUUGGCGAACUACAAGCAUCAUGUUUAAAAGAACUCAACCAUCAAAGAUAUCGCAUGUCAAUUAUAACUGGCGCCCUAAAGAGGAUGGAAAAGAAGGGUGUGACAAAGGAUGAGCGUCAGGCAAAUUUAGAAAAGGAAAUCAUGAAGAGGAAAGCUAUGCUGCACGAAAUUGAAGCGACUCUACCCAAACAAAACAGCCUGUAUCUAAGAAUUAUUCUUGGUAACGUAAACGUGUCGAUUCUCAACAAAAACGACAAAUUUAAAUAUAAAGAUGAAUACGAAAAAUUUAAAUUGAUACUGAGUGCAAUAGCAUUCGUUCUUGCUGUUGGUAAUCUGUGGAUAAACUUUAGGCCAUUACAAUUGAUACUGAUAUUUCUACUAGUCUGGUACUAUUGCACACUGACGAUUCGUGAGAGCAUACUAAAGGUCAACGGCUCCAGGAUAAAGGGCUGGUGGAGGUUACAUCACUUUAUUUCCACCGUAGUAGCCGGAAUACUGCUCAUUUGGCCACAGAAUGAACCCUGGAAUGAGUUUCGACACACAUUUAUGUGGUUUAUUGCUUAUAUAAGUGUAGUGCAAUACAUGCAAUUUAGAUACCAAAGUGGAGUUCUAUACAGGCUGAAGGCACUGGGUGCGAGACAUAAUAUGGAUAUUACCAUAGAAGGUUUCCACUCAUGGAUGUGGCGUGGACUCUCCUAUCUUCUACCAUUCUUAUUCGGGGGCUAUGUGUUCCAGCUAUACAUUGCGUACACGCUCUACCACAUAAGCUAUCACCCAGAAGCUACAUGGCAGGUACCAGCAUUAAGUAUGUCGUUUCUGCUUAUCGGCAUCGGAAACUCGGCGACCACGCUCAUAGUGAUACCGCAGAAACUGAACGAGCAGGUGACUUACCUGGCGGCUUUGUUCCUUAUUUUGCACUGCUGCAACAUGUUCACAAUACUACGACUGUUGCGCAAGAAAAUGCUUGGGCGGUCGAAACUGCGCUACAAAUUACGUGCAAUCGCGUACCGUCUGUCCAAUGAGAUCGCAGUUUUGGAUCAAAAGUGGAGGCAAAAUAAAGUGGAUACAAAAAGUACUUAGUCGGUGAUGGGUCAAUAUCUAAAUGGAAUUAUUUAUCAAUACCUUUAUAUCUGAUUAUUUAAACAAUAUAUUUUCAUAUAACAAAGUAUUUGGACUGUGGGUAUUAAUGUUAUUUCUCGAUGUAAA